Messenger RNA from Stegostoma tigrinum, 4741 nucleotides. RefSeq names its product papilin a, proteoglycan-like sulfated glycoprotein (gene paplna). The record is from RefSeq and is a predicted model, not a curated record. Gene Ontology annotation, molecular function: metalloendopeptidase activity; serine-type endopeptidase inhibitor activity. The transcript has 26 exons. Bases 116 to 3826 code for a protein of 1236 amino acids. Gene Ontology annotation, cellular component: extracellular matrix. Gene Ontology annotation, biological process: extracellular matrix organization. Lineage: Eukaryota; Metazoa; Chordata; Chondrichthyes; Orectolobiformes; Stegostomatidae.
GUUGCCAAAACCAGUGUAGGGAGCAGUCGCUCACUAGCACAGCUGUGUAUGUGUGAGGAUAGUUUGAGGAUCUUGGUCUGUGCCCCAGCACGCAGUGGUUACCUGACUCUGAGAGAUGAUGAAACUUUGCCUGUCUUUGGUUAUUGUGCAGGUUUUGGGAUUAAUCUCUGUCUCCAGUGCUUUAAGGAAGAGACGUCAGACUGAUUACUGGGGUCCCUGGGGAGAGUGGGGAGAGUGCAGCCGGACGUGUGGGAUCGGGGUAACAUUCCGAGAUCGUCAUUGUUAUUCUUAUCGGAGGGAUGGAGGAAGCAGUUGUGUUGGCCCUUUCCGCAGCUACCGUUCUUGCAACAUUCAGGAUUGUCCUGAGGGUUCGAGAGAUUUCCGGGAGGAGCAGUGUUCUGCUUUUGAUGGAACAGAUUUCCAGGGAAAGCACUACAAAUGGCUGCCGUAUUAUGGAGCUGCAAAUAAGUGUGAGCUGAACUGCAUCCCCCAGGGUGAAAACUUUUAUUACCGACACAAAGAGGCGGUCAAGGAUGGCACGCUGUGUGAACCAGGAAGUCGUAAUAUCUGUGUUGAUGGUGUCUGCAAGACUGUUGGUUGUGACAAUAUGCUGGAAUCAUCACAAGUUGAAGACAAAUGCCUGGAAUGCGGGGGAGAUGGCAGCAGCUGCUAUGUAGUCAAGGGAACGUUUACUGCUGCUGAUUUGCUGAUAGGGUACAACCAAAUCCAUAUCGUUCCCAUCGGGGCUAUGAGUAUUCGUAUCCAAGAAGUAGUACCCACAAGAAACUUCCUCGCAAUCAAGAAUGCGAGAGGCGAGUACUACCUCAACGGUCAUUGGACAAUUGACUAUAGCCGGGCCCUGUACAUCGCCAACACAGUCAUCCACUAUGAGAGAGGAACAGAAGGUGACCUGGCCUCUGAGGUCAUCCACGGCCGAGGACCCACAUCUGAACCCUUGAUACUGGAGAUUAUUAGUCAAGCGCCUAAUCAAGGAAUCGAAUACGAAUAUUAUCAAUCGCGAUAUCGUAUACCUUCUCAAGGUUACUUCUGGAGUGUUGGUUCCUGGAGUUUGUGCAGCAAGGAAUGUGGAGGAGGCUACCAGACGCGGCUGGUGUUCUGCACCAUCGACAAUGAGGCCUACUCGGACUAUCUGUGCAGGAACCGGGUCCGGCCCAGCUCCAACAGAACAUGCAACGGCCAGAGCUGUCCAGAAACUAAACACUGGAAGACCACCGAAUGGAGUGCGUGCUCAGUGACGUGUGGGACAGGGCAGCAGACCAGGUCCGUGUUCUGUACCUUGUCGAAGCCGGGUCAAAGGGAGAUGUUUCGUGAUGACUCGGAGUGUGCUGCAGUGACAGUGAAGCCCCUCUCACACCAGGCCUGCAACCUGCUGCAGUGUGCCAGCUGGAGGACCACUGACUGGACUGAGUGUUCAGUAUCAUGUGGUGAGGGUAUCCAGACUAGGUCAGUCUCCUGCGUCAUGGAGUCGGACAGCGAGCUUCCAGACUUUGCCUGCCUGGCUCAGACAAAACCAUCCAUGAUCCAAGCUUGUUUUCUCAAAUCCUGCACAGAUGUCUUCUCAUGGUACAUUGGGGCUUGGAGCACGUGUUCAGUCACAUGUGGAGAGGGUACUCAGAGCAGGCCGGUGUCCUGUAUGUCCCACUCGGGUGGUAAAGUGCCAGACUUUGCAUGCUCUGCUCAAAUGAAGCCCUCAUCCACCCAGCCCUGUGUCCGGGAUAACUGCAGUGAGUUCUUCUCUUGGCACGUGGGUGCCUGGGGUCUGUGCUCCAAGAGCUGUCAGAUGGGCAAGCGGAGACGCCAGGUCAUCUGCUAUGACCAAGAUCGAAAGCACCAGGAUCCAGAGAAGUGUGACCCACGUGCCUAUCCUCGGGAGUUUGAGGAUUGUAACAGCCAGCCUUGCUUCCUGCCCCAAAUGGUGCCCAGCUUUCCAGAUCCGACCGGAUUCAACCCUGUCGAGGACUUGUCGACAUUCCCGAACGCUGAGUCUCCUCUGUUUCCUGGACCCCAUUCUCCGAACUACCUGCCAGAUCGUGGGGAGACCAACCUCCUUCCAGGGCACAGUGAGUGGUAUCUGCCCCAUCUGUAUCCGUCCGCCUGGUAUCCUCCAGCAACUGGCUCCAACCCUGAGCCCUCAAAGACACGGCUGGAACUGCUGGGGCCAGACAUGAGGGGCUGCCACACCGAACCUUAUGGCUGCUGUCCAGACGGAUACGCCACAGCCACUGGACCAGGAGGACAGGGCUGUCCCACCAUUCCCUGCUACAAGAGCAGGUAUGGCUGCUGCCCCGACGGAGUGACAUCAGCGAGGGGGUAUAACCAGGCCGGGUGCUCAACAUUUUCAACCAACAGUAAUUCUAAUAACAAUGACCGGCAGAUUUUUGAGUCACAGGCUGCUGUUCGAGAUAAUCCAUCGGGUGAAUGUCGGAGCUCCAUGUUUGGUUGUUGUCAUGAUGAAUUGACACCUGCCAUAGGCCCGAGGGGAGAAGGCUGUAGGAGUGGUCCCAGACACCCUUAUCCAACUCCAUGCCUGCUGCUGAGUGCUAAUGGGCCCUGCACUGAUUGGACAGUCCGAUGGUUCUUCAUCCCUGACGCAGGGCUCUGUAACCGCUUCUGGUAUGGAGGCUGCCAUGGCAACAUGAACAACUUCGAGACGGAGGAGGACUGUGAGAAUCAGUGUAGGCUAUCAGGUCGUGACCGUGGCAUGAAUAGGCCAGACGAUCGGGCUCCCUGGUGGUCUCCACACCCAGGACGAUGGUCUGAGUCCUCCCUGCUUCCUACACGGGCUCCGAACAGAGGCUCUGUCCAACUACAGCCACACCAUCCCAUUUACAGGUUAAAUAUCGACAGAUCUGAUCCUUCUUUGGUGAGUUCCCGGCCAGGACAAACUGUGAGGUUACUGUGCAGGGUUGAUGCAUUCCCAUCUCCUCGUAUUGAGUGGCACAAAGAUGGAAGACUGUUAUUUUCAGCAAGACACAGACAGCAGCCCGAUGGAUCAUUGCUAAUCAGCUCGGUCCAGGAUCAAGAUGGUGGAUUGUACACAUGUCGAGCAUCAAACAGACACAGUCAGGCAUCUCGUCAGGUUCAGCUCAACAUUCAAGUUGCAGCUCACAUCCGGCCUGUGUCUGUGAUCGAGGCCUGGGUUGGUUUCUCAGCCCAGCUACCAUGCCCGGCUGAAGAAUGGCCAAGACCCCGGGUGUUCUGGGAGAGAGAUGGCACCCGCAUUGGACCAGCGGCCCAGCCCAGGCUCACUCAGCUGGAUGACCAGUCUUUGCGCUUUACCUCAGUCAUGCCCAGCGAUGCAGGGGAAUACGUUUGUGUCACCCAGAAUACAGUGGGACUGCUGCAAAGAAUGGUGGUGGAACUUAAGGUCAAAGGAGAACUGAAGAUCAUAGGACCACCUCAGGAUCUACAUGUAGCCUUAAGGGGAACAGCAGAGUUUCCGUGUGUGGUAUCUUCUUCCAAUGCUAAUGUACAGUGGACAAGGAAUGGAAUCCCCCUCCGAACAGAUGGGGAGCAUAUCUACAUUUCCCCAGAUGGUAUUUUGACUUUGCACAAUGUCCAGUUGGAAGAUUCUGGGACUUACACCUGCAAUGUGUACAGCGGCUCUCACUCAGUUAGUGCCAGUGCUGAAUUGACUGUCACAUCCCCGGAACCAGAGCUGCAGUUGACAGACCAUGAUUCAUCGUGUGUGGAUCAGCCAGAACUGGCUAAUUGUGAUCUGAUAGUACAGGCCAAUCUCUGCUCCAAUCAGUACUACUCCAGCUUCUGCUGUUCAAGCUGCUCGAAGCCACGGUCAGAGGGCUAAUGAUGGUGUGGGUCUCAGGUCCAUUUUAUUGGAAGUAGCAUGUAAAGUUUACUGUAGGAGAUGAAGAAUACUACUCGACUGAUGUUUGCAAAUGCAAUUCCUUAGAAAAAGAUGACCAACAUACUUCUGACUAUAUGAGCAGUCAAACUCACCCUUUUAUUAUACAAACCUGUACUUUUUUUAAACUAUUGAUAUGUCAAUAAUUUUAGAAUGACAAGUUACUGAACACUCAUAAGAAUAUUGUUAAUAUAGAAAAUAUGAUUUUCAAAAAUUCUGACCAUUGCAAUUUCCAAAGGUGCACUGCAAAAUGUAUCUGCACUCAGAUUUUAUUUUUAUGUAAAAAGACUAGUAUUUUUAAAAGCUAAAUGUCGGUAGGUUGGAUAAACUUAGCAAAUAAUCAGAUAUUUUUCCAGCUGGCCUUACAUUUAGUGUGCUGUCGGUUCUUUGAAGAGGUGACAAGACAUUAGUUUUGUACAUAAUACUCACUACCUACUUUCAACUUAACCAGAAUCACAUUUUUUAUGAAGAUGAUUAUUCAUGUAAUAAUGUAUGUUGUGUGUUUAUUAAUACGUUUCUGCAAAUAGCAUGUCAAUGAAUUAAACAAACUACUGGCCUUUUUAUAAUUACACCAACAAAAUACAAUAAAUUACUGAUUGCAGGAAAUUUUUAAAAAGUCGCAUUGUUGAUAGAAUCUCCUGGUGCACAGUGAAUUUUUUUUGAGAUAUGCAAAACUAUUCUAUUUGAACCAACAAAUAGGUUUUUAGAAGUACUGCAGUUCAUUUUAGGAUGAAUCAUGCACACAUCUUUUCUUGCAACAUUCCAGAUUUAUUUUACACCUUGUUCUGCAGCAUAUGACACUAUUUUCAAGGCUUCUUUGAGUUUUGUCAUACUUACACUUCAAUUCCACAUCCACUC